Messenger RNA from Colletotrichum navitas, 940 nucleotides. Its product is annotated as V-type proton ATPase subunit E. Gene Ontology annotation, cellular component: proton-transporting two-sector ATPase complex, catalytic domain. The transcript has 3 exons. Bases 138 to 827 code for a protein of 229 amino acids. Gene Ontology annotation, molecular function: proton-transporting ATPase activity, rotational mechanism. NCBI's taxonomy places the organism in Eukaryota, Fungi, Ascomycota, Sordariomycetes, Glomerellales, Glomerellaceae. The record is from RefSeq and is a predicted model, not a curated record. Gene Ontology annotation, biological process: proton transmembrane transport.
GACGGGCUCAUCCACCUUCUCACCACACAUUCCGCGCGAUCCAUCAUUGCCCGUCGUUGUCCUAGUUUCCCUACAAACCUGAUUGAUCCCGAAAACAAAGACGCUCACGCCGACGAACCCCCCCCAAAUCGCCCAUCAUGUCGCACCAACCGUUGACCGACGACCAAGUCAGUCAGGAGCUCCGCAAGAUGACAGCGUUCAUCAAACAGGAGGCGAUGGAGAAGGCCCGCGAGAUCGAGAUCAAGGCCAACGAGGAGUUCGCAAUCGAAAAGUCCAAGCUCGUCCGCCAGGAGACGGACGCCAUUGACAGCCAGUACGAGAAGAAGUUCAAGCAGGCCCAGAUGUCCCAGCAGAUCACCCGCUCCACCGCCUCCAACAAGACGCGCCUCAAGGUCCUCGGCGCCCGCCAGGAGCUCCUCGACAAUAUCUUUGAGGACGCCCGCAAGAAGCUGUCCUCCUCCACAAAGGACAAGGGCAAGUACCAGGCCACCCUCAAGAACCUGAUUCUCGAGGGCCUCUACGCCCUCGCCGAGCCCGAGGUCGUCAUCCGCGCGCGGAAAACCGACUUUGAUGUCGUCAAGAAGGCCAUUGAGGACGCCGUCAAGGAAUACAAGAAGGAGGUCGGCAAGGACACGUCCGCCAAGAUUGACGAGUCCAACCCUCUGCCAGCGGAGAGCGCCGGUGGUGUAUUCAUCGUAGGCGGAAAGGGAAAGAUCGAAAUCAACAACACAUUCGAGGAACGCCUAAACAUCCUCCAGGACACCGGUCUGCCGGCCGUACGCGAGACUCUGUUUGGAAAGAACCCCAACCGCAGGUUCACUGAUUAAGGCACAUCCUCUCACCGAAAGCGCGCGCCCUGCAAAUACAUACAUAGCCCCCUUACCCCCUUUUCUCCCGCACUCGGGGCUAGACAAACGCAACGCUGCAUGAAGGAAACUCC